Molecule: messenger RNA, 1809 nt
Organism: Suillus discolor
Lineage: Eukaryota; Fungi; Basidiomycota; Agaricomycetes; Boletales; Suillaceae
Exons: 9
Coding region: 322-1665 (447 amino acids)
Molecular function (GO): FMN binding; oxidoreductase activity
Source: RefSeq, a predicted model, not a curated record
CCUGCCACAGGAAAACUCGUGCACACCCUUCAAUUUUAACACACCAUUCCCAGAAGCCACAUUUGAAUAAUCACCAAUAGGUGUGCUGACUUGCCAGCACAGACUCACCACUACUAGAUAAACCUUUCUUGGUUACGUCAAGGCUUGCUAAUAUCUUCGGUCGAUUUUCCUGGCCGUCUGUCAAUUCCCGGGUCUUCGGAAUAUAUACCUAAUUCAUAUCCAGCCCUGCGUGAUAUUCUUGGCUGACUGAUUCCUCAGCCCAAAAUCACCCCCGUGAAAAUCAUAUUGUGAAAUUUGGAUUGCAAUAUAUUGGAUUCAACUAUGCAACCGUUUCAUCCAUUUGUUCAAUAUCCAUUUGACCAACAGCCCGAACAAACAACGACAUCCCGAUACAUGGUUUCAAUGUUUAAUCCGGUUGAGCUACUUAGGCAGCCUGUUACUUUCCCGUUUAGCGGACGAACAGCCAAAAAUAGGUUCUUGAAGAGCGCAAUGUCAGAACGCUUGGCCACUUUCUCGAAUUUUGAUCCCUGUGGUCGGGGACAACCAACGGAGGAACUUGUACGACUGUACGAAACCUGGGCAAAGGGGGAUAUCGGAAUCAUUGUCACUGGUAACAUACAAAUAAAAAAAGAUCAUCUCGAAGCUACAGGGAAUACUAUCAUCGACAAAGACCUCCCCUCGGUUUAUCUCCGGGAGUGGACGGAGGUGGCGCGAGCUGCCAAGUCACAAGGGAGCUUGGUCAUCGGACAACUUAGCCAUCCAGGGCGUCAGGUUUCCAUUAACAUACAGCCAUAUCCAGAGGCACCAUCUGACGUCGAGCAACCCUCGAUUGGAGGCGUUCUCUUCGGGCAACCUAUGCCUCUAACAAAAGAUGGCAUCAAGGACAUUGUAAAUCGCUUUGCAUAUGCAGCCUUCGUCCUGCACAGGGCUGGGUUUGAUGGCGUCCAGCUCCACGUCGCUCACGGUUACCUUCUGUCACAAUUUUUAACCACGACGACAAAUAUGCGAACCGAUGAAUAUGGUGGAUCGCUCGUAAAUAGAGCUCAGAUUAUUCUCGAGACAAUCGCUGCAAUCAGACAAGCAGUCCAGAGCCCAUCUUUCAUCAUCUCGGUCAAGCUCAACGCACAGGAUUCAGCCCCUCAAGGUUUAUGUAUCGAGGAAUCGAUCAUGGUUGCCAAACUGCUCGAAAUCGCAGGAGUGGACUUCAUUGAAGUCAGUGGGGGCGCGUACGAACAAAAUAUCCGCAGCUCUCGGGACAAGCCGUAUACUGUUGAAACCCGAGAAGGCUAUUUCGUUGAAUAUGCAGAGAUUCUCAGAUCCAAUCUAGACCUCUCAAAAGUAGUCGCCACGGGUGGGUUUCAGACGUCGCAGGGCAUGGCCGAUGCUGUCUUGCGAGGAGCCGCGGAUAUUAUAGGAUUAGCGAGGCCAUUAACCGCAGAACCACUUUUAGUCAGAGACAUCCUACGAGGGGAGAAGAACAGAGCCAAGGGAGACAAAUUUCCUGAAAGCCCAAUGCUGCGAUUCGUAGCAUCUGCGGCGCAGAUUGCGGAGAUUGGAAAUGGUCAAGAUAUCACUGACUUUGACAAUGCGUUCCACGUUGCUAGAUUCAUCGCCAAAAUGCAGAAGGAAAUUCCUGCUGCCAUAUCGGAAGCACUUUUCUCGUGACUGUCAUGAACUUCGGUCUCGGGUUGAUACCGCCUCAAUUACCAACUGUUUCAUUAUUUAACGUUUAACUUCUGAUCUAAAAGCGCCAGCUGAAAUAAUUGAAUACGUAGUCGCUCUGCUGUUGUACACAUUGGUUUUGUCCGU